UCUUCUGCAGUGACAGGAUGUUCAAGAAAACCUCCUGGAGGAACACGGCGAGCGAUGCCGUGAGUUUCCAUCAGGACCAAGCGCUCAACACGACCAUCUUCCUCCUGAGAUCCUUCGGCCCCACGGGGUUCCUGCUCCGAGAGGAGGGAGACCCCCGACCCUACAAGGUCUGCUUGGGCGACCCACACACGUGCACGUGCGCUGUGUUCACCAAGAACCAGGAGCCGUGCAAACACAUCUGCUGGGUUUUCUUGCGGAAAUUCAGAAUACCCAGAGAACAUGAAUAUUCAUUUCAACACGGACUUGUUGAGAGACAGAUCUCGGAGGUGCUCCACGGUUUACACCAGCCCAAAGCCCACCGGAUGGAACACGAUCCCCCAGCCGCUCCCGGGGCCUGGAGCCGAGCCGCCCCGGGCCCGGAGCCUGGAAGCGUCUGCAGGAAGCCGAUGGAAGCCCAGGAUGUGUGUCCCAUCUGUCAGGAGGAGCUGCUGGAGAGAAAGCUGCCCGUGUCUUACUGCAGGUCCGGCUGUGGCAACAACUUCCACAUCUCGUGCAUGAAGGUGUGGGCCGAUCACCAGCGGCUGCUGGGCCACGAGGAGACGGUGAAGUGUCCUCUGUGCCGGGAGGACUUCAGCUCGGUGAAGUUCCUCCACCAGCAGGUGAAAAACGCAGCCAAGCUCUUCACGGCUGCAGAGAGAGAGAAGCCGGGCAGACACCUGGGAGUUUCCUGUCACGUCUGCCAGAUCUGCCCGAUCAAUGGCAAAUGUUUCAAAUGCACAGUCUGCAGUUUCCUGUACCUGUGUGAGGACUGUUCAAAGAGAGGCGGCCACCCACAGCAUCCGCUAGCUUCACGAACAAAAAGAAGAGAUGAGUGGCACCUUGUGGACCAGAGAGAUGAACCGAAGGGAGACUCCUCUCAGUCAACAAAUGACAGCGUCCUGCCUGUGGCUUCAGACCAUCUUCCAGAGAAAGUGUUGGGAUGUCUCCCGACUGUCCAGGUGAGAUCCGGCUCUCGGCUCCUGGACCCGGGGCAGCAGUGUCGGAUCUGUCUGCAGAGUUUCACCCUGGGCCAGCGAGUCCGGACCCUCCCAUGUCAGCACAAGUUCCACGCGGACUGUGUGGACGAGAUCCUGCGGAAGUCGAACUCCUGCCCUCUGGAUGGAUUUGUCAUUUAUAACCCUCUGACCUGGAGAGCCAGUGAAAAGAAGACCUCCUGCUCUCCCAGUGGCUCAACCAAACCAGAAGAUGGUUUCAAGGACCUGUUUAUCCCCGGAGUGGCGCUGCUGCACAGAAACGCUUCAUCUCAUCCUUCACGUGAUCCUUCAGAAACUAUCGACCUCCCACACAAGCUAAGUGACCAGUUUGUUGACUUGUCUGUUCAGAAAGGAAAAGGAGUUUUGCAGAAACAGCAAAGUCAAGUGUUCCCUAAAGCAGACUCCUCAAAACUCAGAGAGCAGCAGCAGAUGAACCUUUUUGUAGGUUCUCACCGAGCAGAACCAGUUCUCACUGCUCCUGCAGCGUCUCCCGCCCGGAGAACUUCAGCUCAGCCCAAAAGAUCCGGCCUCACUUCUCAAGACAAGACGGAGAAACUGACCUCAGAGCUCAAAAUGACCGGGGUCUUAAUAAGCUCAUAUCACAGGAAGACAGACAUCUAA
Molecule: messenger RNA, 1655 nt
Organism: Limanda limanda (common dab)
Lineage: Eukaryota; Metazoa; Chordata; Actinopteri; Pleuronectiformes; Pleuronectidae
Gene: zswim2
Product: zinc finger, SWIM-type containing 2
Exons: 9
Coding region: 18-1655 (545 amino acids)
Molecular function (GO): ubiquitin protein ligase activity; zinc ion binding
Source: RefSeq, a predicted model, not a curated record